Messenger RNA from Fusarium vanettenii 77-13-4, 2811 nucleotides. RefSeq lists its product as uncharacterized. NCBI's taxonomy places the organism in Eukaryota, Fungi, Ascomycota, Sordariomycetes, Hypocreales, Nectriaceae. Gene Ontology annotation, cellular component: membrane. The transcript has 5 exons. The record is from RefSeq and is a predicted model, not a curated record. Gene Ontology annotation, biological process: polyphosphate metabolic process; monoatomic anion transmembrane transport; phosphate ion transport. Gene Ontology annotation, molecular function: phosphate transmembrane transporter activity. The coding region runs from base 139 to 2667 and encodes 842 amino acids.
CCACGCGACCACGACGGAGAGCAGUUUGAGCUUGUCGACUACCCGCCCAUCCAGGCUCGACACGACGCCGCUGAUCGCGAAUCCCGGAAACGGGCCAAACGAGACGACAAGCGCCGCUGGCUUGAAGAGCAGGACGAGAUGAAGUUCUCUCACAGCAUCCAGUUCAAUGCUGUUCCUGACUGGAGCAGCCACUACAUUGCUUACAGCAACCUCAAGAAGUUAAUCUACCAGCUCGAAAAGACUGUUCACCAAGCCCGUGCUGGCGAUGCCGAGUCGAGACCUCUCAUAAAUCACGAGAGCCCAGAGGAGGUUUUCACCAGGGCCCUCGACGUCGAGCUCGAAAAGAUCUGCUCCUUCUAUGUCUCCAAGGAAGGCGAGCUUCUUGAGGAGGCUGCUCAGCUCCUACGCGAUGUAGGCGACGAAGCCGAAUCCGCCAUCGCCGACAAUCGCUACAUGCGACGCCUCUCCUCGUCGAGCCGCCGCGAUGGUCGAAACGGCUUCCGAUCCAGGAGUCCUCAGAGCCGCAGCUCCGAUAACGAGGACAGCGGUAGCGACGAAGACGAGACGACCGGUCUGACGACGAGACGAAGAAGCAGUGGAGGCCGCAGGAGGACGCUUCCUAACAUAAAGCCACCUUCCAACGACCUCAAUGCUUCAAGCGACUUUGGUCGGGCUGGAGCGCGAAGGCACAGUACCACGGCUGACGACUACGGCGACCAGUCGCUCAUGUUCUCUUCUGGGAUGUUCUCGUCUGGUAUCAUGCUCAAAAAGCGCAUCAUCAGCCUCUACGUGUCGCUGUGUGAGCUCAAGUCGUAUAUCCAGCUCAACCGCACCGGUUUCAGCAAGGUCCUCAAGAAGUUUGACAAGAUCCUCGACAAGGAGCUCAAGACGUCUUAUCUCCAGGCCUAUGUCGAUUCUGCCUAUCCCUUCAAGGAUGAGACUAAGCAUCUCAUUGAGGAGAACAUUGCCAAGAUGGAAAAGGCAUACGCUGAGGUCGUCACUGGUGGAGAUGAGCAACUGGCCCGUAAGGACCUCCGCUCCCACCUUAGAGAGCACGUUGUCUGGGAACGCAAUACUGUGUGGAGAGAUCUCAUCGGCAUUGAGCGUAGAGCUGAAGCUGCAGGACUGGGCCAGGCGCUCCUCGGUCAGGAGAGAGGCAACAUCACUAGGAGACUCCAAGGUGAUGAAGCGAAGACGCCCAUCAAGUCUCAGAUCCCCACGCCUUUUGGCAGGAUCACGGUGCCGCCGUGGCUGGCCAGCUCGUCCUUGUGGACUCUCAUCAUUUGUAUGACCAUCUUCUUCCUUCUUCUUUUGCUCCCCAUCAUGGAGAAGGCCGAGCAGCAAAACUGCCUUGCGAUGUUGGUGUUUGUCAGUUUGCUAUGGGCCACCGAGACUAUUCCUCUCUUUGUUACUUCAUUACUGAUUCCCUUCCUUUCUGUCGUCCUACGUGUUGUCCGCGACGAGACCCCCGGCAAGCCCCAGAGGCGUCUUGAUUCCAAGCAAGCCACAUCAGCCAUCUUUGCUGCCAUGUGGACGCCCGUUAUUAUGCUUCUGCUUGGUGGCUUCACUCUGGCUGCGGCUCUGUCAAAGUGCACCAUCGAUAAGCGAUUGGCUACGUUGGUUCUUAGCAAGGCUGGUACCCAGCCUAGGACGGUCCUGAUCGCCAACAUGUUUGUGGCUGCCUUUGCAUCAAUGCUGAUUAGCAAUGUGGCUGCGCCAGUUCUUUGCUAUUCAAUCAUUGAGCCUAUGCUUCGAACUCUGCCGUCUGAUUCCAACAUGUCCAAGGCAGUCAUCAUUGGUAUUGCGCUCGCCUCCAACAUUGGUGGCAUGCUUUCUCCCAUUGCGUCGCCUCAGAACGUGGUUGCUAUGGGCAUCAUGCAGCCUGCUCCUACCUGGCUCCAAUGGUUCUUCAUCGUCAUCCCCGUUGGCGCUGUUUCAAUCUUCCUGAUUUGGCUUCUUCUACUUGUGACGUUCCAGCCCGGCAAGGGCACAACGAUUGCCCCGAUUCGACCGGUCAAGGAGAAGUUUACGGGUCUCCAGUGGUUUGUGACCAUUGUCACUGUUGCUACCAUUGCUUUAUGGUGUGCCAGCCAUCAACUUGAGGCCGAGUUUGGAGAUAUGGGAGUCAUUGCCAUCAUCCCCAUUGUACUCUUCUUCGGAAUUGGUAUCCUGACAAAGGAGGACUUUAACAACUUCCCUUGGACCAUCAUCAUCCUCGCUGCUGGAGGUCUGUCUCUGGGCAAGGCUGUCCGGUCGUCUGGUCUCCUCCAUACACUUGCCGAGUUGGUUUCCCAGAAGGUGGAGGGCAUGAGCCUAUACGGUGUGCUGGUUGUCUUCUCGGGACUGAUCCUGGUCAUUGCCACUUUCAUCAGUCACACGGUGGCUGCCUUGAUUUUCCUACCACUCGUGUUUGACGUUGGUGUUGCUAUGGACCAGCCACACCCCAACCUGCUUGUCAUGGGAGGCGUUCUCAUGUGCAGUGCUGCCAUGGGCUUGCCCACGAGUGGUUUCCCCAACAUGACUGCCAUCAUGAAGGAAGAUCCCUUUGGCCAGCGGUAUCUGCAGGUCAAGCAUUUCAUCAGCCGUGGUGUGCCAAGCAGUAUCAUGACUCUUAUUGUAGUCGUGACCCUGGGAUAUGGAAUUAUGCAAGUUGCUGGACUUGACUAAAGGGGAGAGACAUUUGGAGUUUUGGUUGUGGAUGAGAGAAUGAACAUGAGGUUCUGGCUCGAACUGAUGGUGUUUUUUAUGGCUUCGGCUAUGAUGGUUUUUAUUGGCAUCUGGAAGAAUUACAAUAUUAUCAAGCAAGUAUAG